AUGUCUUCUUCUUCAACUCACAAGAAACAGAAAAUUGCCCAAAAUCAAUACUCAGGAUACAUCAUUCCAUCGUCAACCAUAGAAAUAGCCACCAUUGAUUUAUCAAAGACGUCAAUAACACCGAAAGAGUUUUUCAGCCACUACAUAUCCCAACGUAAACCCGUGAAACUCAUCAACUGCAGUAACAGUAGUGAUGAAGAUGAUUACAAUUUUAUUGAUGUUGUCAAAUUUCAAUUAAAGUAUCUAGAAUCGACAUUGAACUACAAUAUAGAGCCAUUGCAAGUUGAGGAAUUGUUUAAAGGUGGAUUUGGACUGGGUCAGAAACGUAUUGAUAUGAAAUUGAGUGAUUUGAUUCAUGAGUUUGAAAAAGGUGAUCGUGAAUUGUACUUGACUACGCAAUAUGAUCGUGAAGGGGAAGAAGACGAAUGUGCAGAGGUGGAUUAUGAUGAUGCAGCAGACAAUGAUGAGGAUGCAUCACGUGAAGAAGAUCCCAAUGAGGAGGAGGAAGAAGAAGGUGCUGCUAUUUUGGAUCAAAUAUCAAAUGCAUCUUCAAUAGACAUGAAUGAUCUUCACGAUGAUUUCGAUGAUUUCGACGACUCCACCAACAAAGAAGAAGAAGAAGAAGAAGUGGAUCCAGAAUACGAUGCAUAUCAACGAGUCAAGACAUUAUAUCAACCCCCCUUAACCAAUCUUGCCAAAGCAACAACUACAACUUUACCAACGAAUCCACCACUUAUACCCAACUUGAUCCCGCAACAAAUCAACAUUUGGAUGGGCAAGACAUCAAACAUAUCUACAAAUAGCAAAACAUCUACCAUGAACGCGACGUCGACAGACUCGACAGAUCAACCUAUUGAGACAUUGGAUCGAAGCAUACCCAAUAAUGGUACUAGUUCAGGACUACAUCAUGAUCAUGCUGAUAAUUUGUACAUCUUAGUCCAAGGACGGAAACGAUUUACAAUCUUCAGUCCAGCAGAUGCCUUGAAAUUGUUCACUGUGGGGAAAAUACAUCGCGUGUUCAGCAAUGGAGUCAUUGAUUAUAAAACUGAUUGCAAUUUCCCCAAUUGGCGACUGAUUCGUGAUGAUGGAGCCAUGAUUGAAGAUGUAUUGAAUUGGCAAAUGAGUCAAACUGAAGAUGAGAAAGAGAUUGAGCGUUUGAGUGAGUUGCUUGAUAUUCAUGAAAUGAAACGGAAAUCAAUAGCCAAGGAGAAGAGUGCGACAGAGAAGAGUGCGACGGAGAAGAGUGGGGCAGAAGACCAGUCGCGCGACCCCCCUAGUUUUUCUCAAAUCCCGCCAUGUUUACUACACAUUGAUGAAGUUGAAGAUGUCAAACAACAAGCAAGAUUAAUUGAAUUUGCCAAUACCCAUUUCCCUGGGUUCUUAGAGUUGAAUAAAAUGAGUGUGUGGUUGGAUCCAGGUGAUAUGUUGUAUCUACCAGCAAGUUGGUUCCAUGAAGUUUCCAGCUUUGGUGUUGGUGUUGAUGAUGAUGAUGCUGGUGCUGCUGCUCGAGUUCAUAUUGCCUUAAAUUAUUGGUUUGUUCCCCCAAACAAUGAUGAUUUUAAACAUUGUUAUAAAGAUCUGUAUUGGGAACAGGAUUGGCAAGAGACAAAGAAGGCAAUUGAGGUAUUUCAACAAAGCGAUAAACAGAAGAAGAAAGAGUAG
This is a messenger RNA of Lodderomyces parapsilosis, 1662 nucleotides long. RefSeq lists its product as uncharacterized. The transcript has a single exon. The record is from RefSeq and is a predicted model, not a curated record. Bases 1 to 1662 code for a protein of 553 amino acids. Lineage: Eukaryota; Fungi; Ascomycota; Pichiomycetes; Serinales; Debaryomycetaceae. Gene Ontology annotation, molecular function: 2-oxoglutarate-dependent dioxygenase activity.